AUGCUUAUAGUAAGAAGUUUCACCGUCUUGCUACUCAGCUGCAUAGCCUUUAGGUUAGCUUGCUGCUUCUCCAGCAGCAUUUCUUCUCUCAAGGCGCUUCCCUUGGUAGGCCACCUGGAGUUCGAACAUGUCCAUCACGCCUCCAAAGAUUUUGGAAACCGAUACCAGUCGCUUCCCUUGGCGGUCUUACAUCCCAAAUCUGUAAGCGACAUCGCCUCAGCCAUACGACACAUCUGGAUGAUGGGACCUCAUUCAAAGCUUACAGUGGCCGCAAGAGGCUGCGGACAUUCCCUCCAAGGCCAAGCACAGACGAGAGACGGAGUUGUUAUCCACAUGGAAUCACUCCAGAUCCAGAAGCCGCAGGUGCACAGUGUGGGUGCUCCUACUCCAUACGUGGAUGUGUCUGGUGGUGAGCUGUGGAUAAACAUCUUGCACGAGACCCUCAAGUACGGGCUUGCGCCAAAGUCAUGGACGGAUUACCUUCAUUUAACUGUGGGCGGUACUCUGUCCAACGCUGGAAUCAGCGGCCAGGCAUUCCGACAUGGGCCACAGAUCAGCAAUGUUCAUCAACUGGAGAUUGUCACAGGAAAAGGCGACAUCCUAAACUGUUCAGAGAGGCAGAACAGCGACUUGUUUCAUGGUGUUCUAGGUGGGUUAGGCCAGUUUGGCAUCAUAACAAGGGCAAGAAUAGCACUGGAGGCAGCACCAACCAUGGUGAAGUGGAUGAGAGUCUUGUACGAGGAAUUUUCUGCAUUUGCGAGGGACCAAGAGCGUCUAAUAUCGGGGGAUAGCAGCAAAUUCGAUUACGUGGAAGGGUUCGUGAUAAUAAACAGGACAGGGCUCCUCAACAGCUGGGGGUUAUCCUUCACCGCACAAGACCCUGUACAAGCCAGCCUAUUCAAGUCUGAUGGCAGGACUCUGUAUUGUCUGGAAGUGGCCAAGUACUUUACAUUAGAGAGCAAGCAUGUGAUCACCCAGGAGGUGAAAGCAUCACUAUCUGAGCUAAGCUACAUGUCGUCGACACUGUUUUCGGCGGAGGUGACAUACGAAGAAUUCUUGGACAGGGUACACGUGUCUGAGAUGAAGCUUCGAUCGAAAGGGCAAUGGGAAGUUCCACAUCCAUGGAUCAAUCUCCUUGUUCCAGGAAGCAGAGUCGAUGAUUUUGCCAAAGGUGUCUUCGGAAACAUCCUAACCGAUACAAGCAAUGGCCCGGUCAUCAUCUACCCAGUCAACAAAUCAAAGUGGGACAAUCGAACGUCAGCAGUAACACCGGAGGAAGAGAUAUUCUACCUGGUGGCGAUCCUGACAUCGGCAGUUCCGGGGAAGGAUGGAGUGGACCAAAUCGUAAAGCGGAACCAAAGAAUACUCGACUUCAGUGAAGCAGCAGGUCUGGGGUUGAAGCAAUAUCUGCCCCACUACACCACAAGACAAGAGUGGAGAUCCCAUUUCGGUGCCAAGUGGGAUGAUUUUGUGCGCAGAAAAUCCAGGUAUGAUCCUUUGGGAAUGAUGGCUCCUGGCCAGCGAAUCUUUGAAAAGGCAGUCUCCUACUCAUGA
Molecule: messenger RNA, 1554 nt
Organism: Microthlaspi erraticum
Lineage: Eukaryota; Viridiplantae; Streptophyta; Magnoliopsida; Brassicales; Brassicaceae
Source: the annotation of a GenBank genome assembly